AUUUGGGUUUUGUUUUCCGAAUACAUCUAUCAAAAUGUCUUAGCUACUAGUAGCUGAUAAUCUGAUACAAUUUUCACUAAAAAGGUUUCAAAUUUCUAGGUAUUUCUGUAUUUAAUUUCAUUAAAAAGAAAAAUCUUGGAUUUUUUGUACUGUUAAUGAAAAAUGGAAGGUGGGUCAAGAUUAUGUCGGUCUUCAUGUAAUCAGCUUCUAAUUGAUCUUAUGGAUUCUGGCAAGAAUCUUUCUCAUCUCCCACCUGCCAUUCCUGACCUUCUUACCCUUCUUCAACGAACAGAAAAAGUUUUAUCUAGGGUGGAACAAUCGCCAUCCAAAUCAAUACAAUAUGCAAUGAAUCCAAUAGUUAACCCACUGAUAGAUACAGAUUUGGUUAGACAUCCUGAUAUGGAUGUGAAUAUCUCGGUUGCAUGUUGCAUAUGUCAAAUCUUGAGAAUUAUGGCUCCGAACGUCCCUUACGACGAAAAACAGAUGAAGGAGUUUUUUGAAAUGGUAGUGAUGCUAUUUGAGAGACCAUCUUCUGCAUCUGGUGGCUGCUGUAAUAAGAUGACUAAAGUUCUUGAAGUUUUUGGGAGUGCCAGAUUGCCGGUGCUGAUGUUGCACGACAAGCAGCUACACAGACUAGUAGUUCGACUAUAUAAUCAGUUUCUAACUGUUGCUGACUCCAACUCUUCUGCUGUUAUACUUGAGAUGGAGAAAAUUAUGACCAUGAUCAUAGAGGAAAGCGAGGAGCUUGCGCCUGAGCUUGUAGGUCUUAUAGUUACCAACGUGAAAAAGGAUAAUCAGAUUGCUUCACCAGUUUGUUGGCAACUAGGCUUAAAAGUACUCAUGAACGGUGCUGCUCAACUUAAACCAGAUAUGGGAGAAAGUAUGAGCAUUGCUCUUUAUGAUUAUUUCAAAAUGGUUGAACAUAUUUGUAAAACAGCAUCAGGAAAUGACAUUGAGGAGGUCGACAAAGUUUAUUGUUCAUUGGAAGAAACUAAUCCAUCUACAACUGAUUCAAGCAACUUGAAGAAGGAUGCAACUCGCAAGAUAAAACUCGAGUGUCUAGAGGGAAUCCGAAAUAUGGUGCAGACUCUAAGACAUUGUCAACAUGGAACCAGGGAUACGGUUAAACUUCAAGAUAUCCACUCUGAAGAUGACAACAAAGAUGAAAAGCAAACCCAAUCAUUUAAUAUUCAACCGAUGCCUUCUGAAUCUGCAACAGAGAUGAAGGGUAAACGCAAGAGAAAUGAUGAUCCAUGUACGAAACAGGCUCAACCCGAUGAGCAUGGUGAAAAUUUGGUGGGGAGCAAGAUUAAAGUUUUGUGGCCCAAAGUUGAAAUUUAUGAUGAAGAAGCUGUGCAAUCCAUUGACUGUCAUAAUAAGCGACACAAGGUACUUAAUGAUAAUGAUGAUGAGGAAACCGUAUACCUCAAUGGAAAACAGUUGGUGUUGGCUGAAAAUGUGUCUGCCACUUCAGAUUCUGCACUUCUCAGAAAAGUAUCAUCUCCAUGUGAUAACGUGAAACAUAGUGUUGCACCAAUACUAGAAGCCCUUUUCGAGAAACAUGGUGACAUUGCAUCCAAAUGUAUAUUCAAAACAGUUUCCGUGAGAGCAUCUUUGCUAGAGGUUGUUUGUGAAGUUGUUAGGCGAAUUCAAACCAAUGAUGCUACUACAAUCAUUUCUGAGAUGAAAGAAAUAGAGAGCCACAUAUCAGAUGCAGAGGCAGGAAAAAUUAAUGUCUCAUGGCUUCGAGCUCACUUAGAAGCUAUUUGUGAAAGGGAGGAGGCCAGGACAAGGUCAAGUUUCCUUGUGGAAAUGAAAGCAAACAUCAUUUUGGUUAAAAGGGUGGCUCGGAUGGACCUGAGGGAGAGAUGUGAAGAGCUCCUGACUGCACAAGAACAGUUUGAAAAGGCUGAAAGAUGUGUGAAAGUGCUCGAUCUUGUUAAUAAAAAGCUAGAUAACGAUAUACUAGAAUUUCAAGCCGAAAAACUCUUGUGGGCUAGAGAACCAAUUUUACAGCCACUCCCUAGAAAUGAUUUGUCUCCUCAGUGUGGGCUAGUUUAUGUGCAAGGUUACAAAGUGAAGCAAAAUGUUGGACCAAUACUUGAAGCCAUUUUCAUGAAGCAUGGCGACAUCGCAGAUAAAUGUGUAUUCAAAACUCUUUCUGUGAGAGCAUCUAUCCUGGAGGUUGUAUGUGAAGUUGUCAGGCAAAUUCUAACCAGUGAUGUUAAAACUGUCAUUUCUGAGAUGGAAAAACUAGAGAGCCGAGUUUCAGAUGCAGAGUCGGCCAAAAUGAAUGUCUCGUGGCUUCGAGCUCACUUGGAAGCCAUUCACAAAAGGAAUGAGGCCUUGAAAAUGUCAGGACCGCUUAUGGAAACGAAAGUAACCACCAUUUUGGUUGAAAGAGCUGCCCAAAUGGAUCUGAACGAGAAAUUUGCCGACCUCCUGGCGGCGCAAGAACGAUUCGGAAAUGCUGAAAGGUGUGUGAGAGUUCUCAAUCUUGUUGAGAAGAAGCUAAAUAACAAUAUCAUGGAAUUUAAACUAGAAAAAGACUCGUGGGAAAAACAAUCUAUUUUAUAGAAGAUCGCCUGAGGCAUGCCUGCACCCCUAUUUGUCGCCAUUGCUUCAGAAACGCUGAUAUGUUGUCUGUGUGUAACCCCUUUUCAGAGACAGGUUAAGUGUUAUCCAUAGCCAUUUCUAGAGAUUAGCUUGUAAAUGAUUAGUAACGCUUACAUUUAUUUUUUUAACUGGUUGAAAGGUAUUAUGGUA
Molecule: messenger RNA, 2766 nt
Organism: Erigeron canadensis
Lineage: Eukaryota; Viridiplantae; Streptophyta; Magnoliopsida; Asterales; Asteraceae
Exons: 10
Coding region: 163-2577 (804 amino acids)
Source: RefSeq, a predicted model, not a curated record